Molecule: messenger RNA, 1890 nt
Organism: Penicillium crustosum
Lineage: Eukaryota; Fungi; Ascomycota; Eurotiomycetes; Eurotiales; Aspergillaceae
Product: glycoside hydrolase family 71 protein
Exons: 6
Coding region: 1-1890 (629 amino acids)
Biological process (GO): mating projection tip cell wall disassembly
Molecular function (GO): glucan endo-1,3-alpha-glucosidase activity
Source: RefSeq, a predicted model, not a curated record
AUGAGGAAGAUAGCAUUCAUUUCAGGCGUGACUGCAUUGCUAUCUACGAUAGUUCAUGCAGUAUCUACUGGGAAUCAUGGCCUACGUCAUGUCAAAAGACAGCCAUCGACAGAGCGAUUGGUCUUUGCACACUUUAUGAUCGGAAUCACCAGCAACCGAAAGAGUGCCUUGGAUUAUGAUGAUGACAUGAAGCGUGCCAAGUCUCUGGGGAUUGAUGCAUUCGCUCUGAACAUUGGUGUAGACCCAUAUACUGACCAACAACUCCAACUGGCAUACGAAUCAGCCGCCAACAAUGACAUGAAGGUCUUUCUCUCAUUCGAUUUCAACUGGUGGCAUAUCGAUCAGGCUACCGCAGUUGGCCAGAAGGUUGCCCAGUAUGCUAGCAAGCCUGCACAACUUCUCGUCGAUAACAAGGUGUUUGUUUCGUCAUUCGCCGGGGACGGAAUGGAUGUUGCAGCUUUGCGAGCCGCAGUUGGAAGGUCAAUCUUUUUCGCACCUAACUUCCACCCCGCUACGGGGACGGAUAUUUCGCCGGUUGAUGGCCUGUUGAAUUGGAUGGCGUGGCCAAAUAACGGAGAUAACAAAGCACCAACUCCUGGUCAUAACGUUACAGUGGCUGAUGGGGAUCGAGUAUAUGUCAACGCCCUUGGUGGAAAGGCCUAUAUUGCCCCUGUAUCGCCGUGGUUUUUCACCCAUUUUGGACCUGAAGUUUCUUACAGCAAGAAUUGGAACUUCCCAUCUGAUCUCCUGUGGUUUAACAGAUGGAAUGAGAUCCUUGCGUUGAAACCGCGAUUUAUCGAGAUUGUGACAUGGAAUGACUACGGAGAGUCUCAUUAUAUCGGCCCUUUGAACUCACCACAUACUGACGACGGGGCCUCGAAAUGGGUUAACGACAUGCCUCACGAUGGAUGGCUGGACAUUUCAAAACCAUACAUCGCUGCAUUCAAAGCAGGCGAUUCUUCUCCCAACAAUCACAUCUCGUCUGAUGAGUUAGUCUACUGGUAUCGACCUGCACCACGUGGGGUGAACUGCGACUCUACAGAUACCUGCAUGGUACCAGCAAACAAUGGGAGUGGAAACUAUUUCAUGGGUCGUCCAGAUGGAUGGGAAUCCAUGGCAGAUUCUGUCUUCGUUGUCUCAUUACUUACAUCUCCAGCCACAGUCCAGGUCAACAGUGGCGGGACUGUCUAUAAUUACGAGGCACCAGCAGGUGCAAGUGCAAAGGAGGUGCCAAUGGGAGUUGGCUCACAAAGCUUCGCGGUUAUUCGAGAUGGGCAGACUAUUCUAUCAGGGACCAGUUUGAAGGAGAUUAUCAACGGCUGCGUAUGUGGUUUGUACAACUUCAACGCCUAUGUCGGGACCCUUCCAGCAGGAUUCAACGAUCCUCUCCUGCAAGAUGGGCUCUCUGCCUUUAAACAAGGCCUGCGUGUACAGUCAUGUCAACCGAGCCCCUCAUUAGGUACAGUACCUCCAUCUCCUUCAUCUUCAAGCACUAGCACAACGUUGCCAAGUCCUCCCCCGAGUACAACACGUCCUGGUCAAUGUUCUAGCGCUCUGUCAACUGUCGUGGUUACUGUUACAGUUACUCAGACUGCACCAGGUUCAACCCCAACUGGCGGUGGUGGUGGUAGUGGGGGAGGUGGAAAUGGCGGAGGUGGUAGCAAUGGAGGCGGCGGCGGCGGUGGAGGUGGCGGAGGUGGGGGUAGGACCUGCAUUGCAGGAACAGGACCCAAUAACUACGUUGGUAUGGGAGUGCUGUCCCGCGUCCACCAUCAGCUGGAACUCAUGGGCUACCGCUUGUCGGCGAAGAUGAUUCGUAUCUGGGGCUUUGCAGUUUCGCCUGUGAUCAUGGUUAUUGUCCCUCCACAGCCUGUAGAGUGGGUUGAGUAG